AUGGAUUUCAGGGUCAACAUGGAUUUCAGGGUCAACAUGGAUUUCAGGGUCAACAUGGAUUUCAGGGUCAACAUGGUGUUGAUGGUCCUCCUGGCUACAUUGGGCAGCCUGGUCCCGGUGGUCACCCCGCUCAUCUCGGUCACCCCGGUGGCCCUGGUGGCUCUGGGUAUCCCGGGUAUCCUGGUUAUCCUGGCCAUUCUGGUCCCGCUGGCCAGCCUGGCCCUGACGGACAGCCCGGCGUCCCUGGCCACCCUGGCCCUCAUGGUCCCAAUGCUCACCCUGUUCCAAACGCCAACCCCGGCAUCCCUGGCCAUCCUGGAUUCCCCGGCUCUAAUGGCCAGCCUGGCUACCCUCAGCAACCCGGUCAACCCGGCCCGGCUGGCUGCCCUGGAGUAG
Messenger RNA from Aspergillus puulaauensis, 396 nucleotides. RefSeq lists its product as uncharacterized. The coding region runs from base 1 to 396 and encodes 131 amino acids. Lineage: Eukaryota; Fungi; Ascomycota; Eurotiomycetes; Eurotiales; Aspergillaceae. The record is from RefSeq and is a predicted model, not a curated record. The transcript has a single exon.